Molecule: messenger RNA, 3245 nt
Organism: Chanos chanos (milkfish)
Lineage: Eukaryota; Metazoa; Chordata; Actinopteri; Gonorynchiformes; Chanidae
Gene: ilf3b
Product: interleukin enhancer binding factor 3b
Exons: 19
Coding region: 151-2706 (851 amino acids)
Cellular component (GO): precatalytic spliceosome
Molecular function (GO): double-stranded RNA binding; single-stranded RNA binding
Source: RefSeq, a predicted model, not a curated record
GUCACAUGUUCGUUUUUAGAGCUUUCCAAAUGAACACAGGCGGCUGUCUCUUAUGGUCGCUGCUGCUGAAAGAAGUGUGUCCAAGAUUUUAAGAGCAUCAUUUAUUUCUUAAGAACACUGCUGCCACUCCCGAAACUCAACACAACAACCAUGCCCCCUCCCCUGCGUCACCGCUCUAUGCGUAUCUUUGUGAACGAUGAUCGUCUUGUGAUGGCAAAGCACUCAGCCAUCUACCCCACACAGGAAGAAUUGGAAGCUGUGCAGAACAUGGUGUCACAUACUGAGCGUGGUCUCAAGGCAGUUUCUGAUUGGCUGGAUGAGAAGGAGCGACAUGAUGCUUCAGAGGGCACUGAAACAGAAAAAGAGUGUGAGCCAAAGUCAGUGGAGCAGCCCACACGUACCCUGCGUGGUGUUAUGCGUGUGGGUCUGGUGGCCAAAGGCCUGCUUCUGAAGGGGGACCUCAACCUGGAGUUGGUGCUUCUCUGUAAGGACAAACCCACGAUUUCACUGCUGAACAAGGUGACGGAAAACCUCAUUGAACAGCUGCAGAGCAUCACAGAUGAGAAGUAUGAGGUGACCCAGUGCAUUCAAGAGGCUAGCAUCAUGAUCAGAAAUGCCAAAGAACCUCCUCUGACCCUUACCAUUCAUCUGACAUCACCACUCGUCAGAGAGGAUGUGGAGAAACAGGCUGCUGGAGACACGCUAUCAGUCACCGAUCCCCCGGAUGUUCUGGACAGGCAGAAAUGCCUAUCUGCCUUGGCGUCUCUUCGCCACGCCAAGUGGUUCCAGGCCAGAGCAAAUGGGCUGCGUUCCUGUGUAAUAGUCAUCCGUAUCCUAAGGGACCUGUGUUCCCGAGUCCCCACCUGGGGCCCACUGAGAGGAUGGCCUUUAGAGCUUCUGUGUGAGAAAGCGAUUUGCACAGGUAAUCGGCCAAUGGGAGCAGGGGAGGCUUUGCGGAGAGUUCUGGAAUGUCUUGCCUCUGGCAUCCUAAUGGCAGAUGGCUCGGGGAUCUGUGACCCUUGUGAGAAAGAGCUAACUGAUGCCAUUGGACACAUGAACAACCAGCAGCGGGAAGAUAUCACUCAGAGUGCUCAGCAUGCCUUGAGGCUUUCUGCAUUUGGACAACUUCACAAAGUGCUGGGAAUGGACCCACUGCCCUCUAAAAUGCCCAGGAAGCCUAGAAGUGAAAUGCCUAUUGAUUACACAGUUCAGAUCCCACCUAGCACAACCUAUGCUCCACCAAUGAAACGGCCCAUAGAGGAGGAUGAGGGAACAGAUGAGAAAAGUCCUAAUAAAAAGAAGAAGAAACUGCAAAAGAAAUCCACAGAAGAUAGGCCAGAUCCUCCUCAGGCCAUGAAUGCACUUAUGCGGUUGAACCAGCUCAAACCUGGGCUGCAGUAUAAACUGGUGUCACAGACGGGCCCAGUGCAUGUGCCUGUCUUCACCAUGGCUGUGGAGGUUGAUGGGAGGACUUUUGAGGCCUCUGGACCAUCGAAACGCACUGCAAAACUCCAUGUCGCUGUGAAGGUCCUGCAGGACAUGGGCCUGCCCACAGGAAUGGAGCAGAAGAGCACUGACCCAGUGAAAGUAGAGGAGGUGGUCACCACUGAAGAAGACGUGAAACCUGUGACUGCACUUGCUGACAUGGGAGAUGCCACUGCUGUGUGCAGCAACCCAGAACCCAGUGAGAAUGCUGAGAGUGCCCGGCAGCAGGGACCAAUUCUGACCAAACAUGGGAAGAACCCUGUUAUGGAGCUGAACGAGAAGCGCAGAGGCCUUAAGUAUGAGCUCAUCUCAGAGACGGGUGGCAGCCAUGACAAACGCUUUGUUAUGGAGGUGGAGAUUGAAGGACAGAAGUUCCAGGGCUCUGGAUCCAAUAAGAAAGUGGCGAAGGCCUAUGCUGCGCUAGCUGCUCUGGAGAAACUCUUUCCAGAGGGAUCUGCAUCUGAGGCAUCUAAGAAGAAAAAACUUCCACCCUUGCACACUUCAGGCUUUGGAAUGAUGAGUGGACCUCCCACUGACCCAACUGCUAAUCCUAGAGGCCGGGGUAGGGGGCGGGGCAGGGGGAGGGGCAGAGGGUUCAACAAUGGUGGGGGCUACAAUCAAGGUGGUUAUGGAGGUUAUGGAUAUGGGAACAAUGCAAAUUCUGGCUAUAAUUACCAUAACACUGGAGGGACCAAUGGCGGAUCUGUACAGUCCACCUCUGGAGUAGUAGGAUCAGUGAGCAGUUUGACUGGGACAGGUGGUCCUGCAGCAUCAAACAGCUAUAACUCCUAUUACCAGAGUGAUGGGGGCUAUACUGCCCCUCUUCCUGCUGAGAAACCUCCUGGCAAGAAACAGUCAAUGCACCAAGGGACAAAAUCUCAUGCUGGUGUUCUUGGAGCUGGGUCUGCUCCAGGGAAUUAUCAGGCUUCAACUCCCCCUGGACAAAGCUCUUACACUCAGUAUGGGCAGGGCUAUGGUCAAGGCAAGAAGAACUUCAGUCAGACCCAGGGUGGAGCAGGAGGUGGGGGAUACUCUAACUAUAGCACUGCGUACCCUGCCCAAGUUACAGGGAGUUCUGGAGGCCAAGAGUACAACUAUGAAUGUUACAACAAUCAGACAAACUACAGUUCUGUGGGAGGUGGUAAUCCAGCUUCUUACCACAACCAUCAUAAUUUGGGCUAUGGAAGAGGAGAUCCUAACAUGAAUUAUCAGUAUAGAUAGACUGAAUCUGGCCAGAUUCAUGCCUGGCCUCUGUUGUUUUUACCAGGUUUUCCCAAAGUGUCCACCACUCUUAUACAUUCUGCUGUGAGUGAACAGGAAAUGUAUUCUGGCUUACCAACUGUCACCAAAAAACCUUUUAAAAGAGUGGCAGUGUUUCAGAUCUUUGAGAAAUGGUCUGUUUUCCUGUGUUGUUCUGGUCAAUGUUUGAUCACAUGUGUCUCAUCAUUAAUUCUUCAUUUUUGUCAGAAAAUCUCCCAGUUAUGGUACUAUAAUUUAAUUGAUUUCAGUUUGGUCUGAACCAUCUUAUCUCAGCACCGUGGACUAGUAACAGUACUGGUUUGUAGACAUAUUUGCUUGUAAUUUAAGUCCUCAGGUUUUUUUUGUUUUUUUUUUUCCUUUGUUUUUUGGAAAUUACUCAAGUUGUAAAAGAUGUGGAAUUCAAGCUGGGUGAAAGUAGAAUUUGGUGUGUUUUGUGACUGCGAAAUGUCUUGUGCAGAGCAAUGUUAAAGGAUGUUUGUAUUGAUUAAAGUUUUUUAUUU